Molecule: messenger RNA, 1836 nt
Organism: Alternaria arborescens
Lineage: Eukaryota; Fungi; Ascomycota; Dothideomycetes; Pleosporales; Pleosporaceae
Product: putative sterigmatocystin biosynthesis monooxygenase
Exons: 4
Coding region: 1-1836 (611 amino acids)
Molecular function (GO): NADP binding; flavin adenine dinucleotide binding; N,N-dimethylaniline monooxygenase activity
Source: RefSeq, a predicted model, not a curated record
AUGUCGGCUAUUCCUAAUCUUCCUAUCGACACGCCCGGCAUCCACACCAACGGCGGUGCGAAUGGUGUUGCUGCAGACUCGUCUUUCAAGCUCAAUGAUGCGCCGGUAGAGAAUCUUCGACGUUUGAAAGUUGUCGUCAUUGGGGCCGGCUAUUCUGGUAUCUACUGUGGGAUCCGUAUACCAGAAAGACUGAGAAAUAUUGACCUGGUAAUCUAUGAAAAGAACGCUGGCGUUGGGGGGACUUGGUACGAAAACAGAUACCUUGGUUGCGCUUGCGACGUCCCUUCACACUCUUACCAGUAUUCGUUCCAGCCGAACCCAAACUGGUCGUCGCUUUACGCCCCGGCAGCGGAAAUCCAGUCGUACCUCCAAGAUGUCGCGCAGAAAUUUUCCGCGGACAGAUUCAUCAAGUUGCGUCACCAGAUUGAGGCAUGCCACUGGGAUGACAAAACUGCGAAGUGGAACAUCACAGUAAAGAAUCUUGCCACAGGAGAAGUGCUGGAAGAUCAGGCGGAUGUUGUUAUCUCAGGGAGAGGUAAUCUGAAUACACCUUCCUGGCCUGAGAUAGACGGCCUGAAAACAUUCAAGGGCGAAGUCAUGCAUUCUGCAGUCUGGAACCAGAGGUACGACUUCGAAAACAAACGAGUUGGUGUUAUUGGCUCCGGCUCUUCUUCGAUCCAGAUCGUCCCUUCGCUACAGCGUCUACCAGGUACACACAUCAGCACCUUUGUGCGUAGCAAGACGUGGAUAUCACCUCCUUUCGGCCAUGACUUAUUCGACAAAUACGGUUUCAAUGGCUCAGCAAUUCCCCAAGAGCUCCGCGAUCGUUUUGCGAAUGACCCCGAGUACUACUACAAGUUCAGGCUUUCAGUCGAAGAGGAUGGAAAUGGUAUCCACGCUGUCACGAUGAAGGGAACUGAACUGCAACUCGGCGCAAAGGAUAUGUUCCACAAGCACAUGAAAGAAAGACUAAAGAGCAAGCCGGAAAUCUUCGAAGCCCUCUUACCGUCAUUCUCACCAGGAUGUCGCCGUUUGACGCCAGGCCCGGGCUACCUAGAAGCACUGACGCAGCCCAAUGUAGACUUUGUUACAUCACCUAUAACGCGCAUAUCCGAAUCUGCGAUUCACACUGCUGACGGUAAGACGCAUGAGAUUGACGCUCUUGUGUGUGCGACAGGCUUCAAAGCAUCUGCCCCACCUCCGUUUCCAUUGACCGGCAGCAAGGGGCUAUCUCUUACGGAGAAGUGGGACAAGCGCGCUGUCAACUAUCUCUCGCACUCUUUUGCCGGCUUUCCUAAUAUGUUCACGGUGCUUGGCCCCAACGCUGCCAUCGGCUCCGGUAGUCUAACUACCAUGAUCGAAACAGUAGGCGACUACAUCAUCAAAGCAAUCCGCAAGAUUCAAAAGGACAACAUUGCAGCCAUGACAGUCAAAGAGGCGCGCGAAAAGGACUUCAUAGAGUAUGUUGAUGCAUACUUCCAAGGCACAGUCUUCGCCGAUGAGUGCAGAAGUUGGUACAAGAACAAAGGUACCGGGGAGGUCGUCGGACUUUGGCCCGGUAGCACACUACACUGCGUUGAAGCAAUGCGGAGUCCGCGCUGGGAAGAUUUCGACUACGUCUACCUAGACGAACUAGAGGGCCAAGACGUUAGCAACGACCUACAUGGUGUGGGUAAGAAAGCGAACAGGAUGGCUUGGCUGGGUAAUGGAUGGAGUAUCGCUCAAAUGGAAGAAAGGGAUCUUGCUUGGUAUCUGUACCCAGAAUUUGUGGACAAGCCUCUUGCGCCACUGCCGGAGAAGAAGAGCGUUUAUAAUGUAAGACCGUUUUCAUAUUGA